AUGCUCUCUCUUGCACUCAGUCACACCCUCUUUCUCUCUCUCUCUCUCUUUUUUUUCUCUCUCUCUCUUUUGCACACCUUCUCUCUCUCUCUCUUUUGCACACCCUCUCUCUUUUGCACACCCUCUCUCUCUCUUUUGCACACCCUCUCUCUCUCUUUUGCACACCCUCUCUCUCUUUCUUGCACACCCUCUCUCUCUCUCUUGCACACAUUCUCUCUCUCUCUCUCUUUUGCACACAUUCUUUUUGAGGUGCAUUGGUUUUGCCUUUGCUCGCCUGGUCCCUUUCCUUUUGCCUUUGCUCGCCUGGUCGCUUUCAUUUACCUUGGCUCGCCUGGUCGCUUUCCUUUUGCCUUGGCUCGCCUGGUCGCUUUCCUUUUGCCUUGGCUCGCCUGGUCGCUUUCCUUUGCCUUGGCUCGCCUGGUCGCUUUCCUUUUGCCUUGGCUCUCGCCUGGUCCUUUCCUUUUGCCUUGGCUCGCCUGGUCGCUUUCCUUUUGCCUUGGCUCGCCUGGUCGCUUUCCUUUUGCCUUGGCUCGCCUGGUCGCUUUCCUUUUGCCUUGGCUCGCCUGGUUGUUUGAACAAUAA
Molecule: messenger RNA, 582 nt
Organism: Acanthosepion pharaonis
Lineage: Eukaryota; Metazoa; Mollusca; Cephalopoda; Sepiida; Sepiidae
Source: the annotation of a GenBank genome assembly